Penicillium soppii is the source of this 438-nucleotide messenger RNA. RefSeq lists its product as uncharacterized. Lineage: Eukaryota; Fungi; Ascomycota; Eurotiomycetes; Eurotiales; Aspergillaceae. The transcript has a single exon. Gene Ontology annotation, molecular function: protein binding. The record is from RefSeq and is a predicted model, not a curated record. Bases 1 to 438 code for a protein of 145 amino acids.
AUGGUGCAACUUUUAGUGCAAGGCUCAGAGCGAACCAUCCGCACCCGUACGUUGUCUAUGAGUAUGGAGCAGGUUGAUGACCGUAUCUCCAGAAUCAUCCUGGCUCAUGGAUGCGCUGUUGAGUUUGAGGAUAGUGACCAUGCGAUGUACCCGUGCUGUGACAGGCUGGACACUGAUUAUAGUCUCAUUGCGCCAAUCGUUCGGGUCAUUAAUGCUGGGAAUGUGGAUAUGGUGCGACUGUUGGUUAACGAGAAAGGAGCCUCGGUCAAUGUCUGGUAUCAAGGACUGUAUAAAUCUCAGUCAACACGGUUACAAGGCUCCGCUUUACAAUUGGCAAUAGAUCUAGGCCAGAUGGAUAUCAUUCAGUUUCUUCGGGAUAAUGGGGCGCAGGAAGAGGUGGAAAGCUGGUGGACACGUUGGUUUAGGACAUGGACGUAG